GAUCAAUGUCCCGUCCGUAUCUCGGAACGAGGCUUGGAGCGCACCGCGGGAUAUUCCGGAAGUGGCUCCCGGUUAGCGGACAAUAGGGAGGAGCCGCAGGGCAACUCCUGCAAUACAAGGCGCCGACCCAGUGAUGGGGAACCAGAAUCCAGAUCUGCUGCAUCAGAGAAUCCUGAGUCUCACACUGGAGAUUAUCUACCUGCUGACUGGGGAGGGCUACACUGUUACAAAGAAGUCAGGUGAUGGCGCCCCCCCACAGACCUGCACUGACUGUAUGUUGGGAGGAGCCUGCAGGCACCAUGUGACCCCAACUGUGGGGGCCCUGCAUGCCCCUGGCUCCGCCCUACAGAAGGAAAAUGCCAAGAGGAUCCUGGAACUCAUCUCCAACAUCAUCCAGCUGCUGACUGGAGAGGUUGCCAUAACGUAUGAGGAUGUGUCCAUCUGUUUUCCCAUGGAGCAGUGGGAGAUACUACAAGGCAUAAGGAGCAGGGGGGUGAGGAAGGAGAGUAACGGGGGCUGUGCCCAUGGAGAUGGCAGUGCCAGUAAACCUGCUGUGGGGGCAGAUCUGUGCAAUGCAAAGGAACCAGACAAGACUGGGGCAGAGGGAGACCCCCCAAACACUGACACUGCCCCAACUGAUCCCCAAACACCGACCAACUGCAUCUCUCAUGGGAUUAAGGAGGAGCCAACUUUAUGGGAAGAGCGUUCUGAUUGGAAGAUUGAUGCCCCUGUAGAACAGAUCCUGGGAGCAGAACCACCUACUGAUACCGGGGGAUCAGCACAUGAAAUACCCAAUUGUAUUAAAGCGGAAGGAGAAUGGAAAGCUGAGCCCCUUACAUGCCAGACCCAGGGUACUGACCCACCUGCUGGUACCAAGGGAUCCAUCCAGGGGCGGGACUAUGGGAAUGAUGCCAGUGUGCCCGCCCCUUGCGAUGGCUCCCAGGUGAUGUUCUACUGCAACGAGUGCCACGUGUGUUUCAUAUGUAACAAGGACCUGGAGAUUCACCAGCGAAACCACAGAGCAGAGAAACCCUUCAGCUGUUCCGAAUGCGGCAAGUGUUUCGCCAACCGCUCCACCCUCGGCGCCCACCAGCGAAUCCACACCGGAGAGAAACCGUACGUCUGCCCCGAGUGCGCCAAGUGCUUCCGCUCUCGCUCGCACCUCUUCUCCCAUAGGAACAGCCACAAGAGCGAGAAGCCGUUCUCGUGUUCCGAGUGCGGGAAGCGUUUCGGCAGCCGCUCGCACCUCGUAUCGCACCAGAUCAGCCACACGGAGGAGAAACCGUUUUCUUGUCCCGUCUGCGAGAAAUGUUUCAAGAGCAAGCCGCAGCUCACCGAGCAUUACCGCAUCCACACCGGUGAGAAGCCGUUCUCUUGCUCCACCUGCGGCAAGAGUUUCACUCAGCGCUCUCACCUGAUUGGCCACGUCCGGCUCCACACAGGAGAGAGACCCUUCUCCUGUUCAGAGUGCGGCAAAUCCUUUGGGCUUCAGCGAGACCUGAACAAACACAUGAAGUUCCACUCGGGGGAGAAACCAUUCACCUGCAAUGAAUGCGGGAAGUCCUUUCUGCUCCAGGGACAUCUCAAGAGACAUUUCCUCAUCCACACGGGGGAGAAGCCUUUCUCUUGCUCCAUUUGUGAGAAGCGCUUCGGCCUUCAGAGCAACCUCAACCGCCAUUUCCGCAUUCACCUACAGUAGGGCUCUGGGGUCCAGCUCUGAAAGGGGAGACGACCCGCUGUCCUGUCCGAACCUCUGGAGUCUGUAGGACAUGUAGCAGGGCUCAGUGUCCCAACCCAGUUAAACUGGGGGGCAUGGGGUGAAUCCUAGCCCCACCCCCUUUCCAAACAGGUUGUGCCUGUUCCGCCCACAGACACACCCCAAUCCUGUUCAGACCACACCCCCACCCCCAUUUAGGGUGAAAAUUCUGAAAGAGGGUGACUGAAUGUGGGUGAAUGAGAGGAAGAGAGAGGCAGAGAGAGGCAACAUUCCCUGUGUAUUUAUGUCUUAGAACAGACGAGUGAGCACAGAGGCUUGGCAAGACCUGACUGGGCCCCACCUCAAACAAAAUUAUUGGGGGCGCAGUGCACUGCUUCACCCCCCUUUCCCGCCUUUAGCGAAUUUGCUGUGCGCCCAUUCAUUUGCAGCGAGAGGUGGAGUCAAGCCACAGAGUGAUGAUUGGUUUGGCCCCCCCCAUGGGGUAUACCGUAUCCUAGCUACGCACUGAUGAAAGCAGGGGGUAAUUUGUGCCCAGGCCCGGACCGGCAAUAUGUGGGUUCCGGCAAAUGCCAGAGGGGCUGCUGUAAGGUGCCAUAGACGGUCACUAUUCAUAUUUAAAGUAUGAAAAACCCAUUUGGGCUCAUUUCAGCACGCCGCCUGGUCCGAACCCCGGGAAUCCUCCCUUUGGAUCAUUGCUGCUAUUCGGAGUUGGGAAUCAUGUGACUUACUGUAUUGACUUGUAAAUAAAUGUUUGUCAUAAAUA
This is a messenger RNA of Xenopus tropicalis (tropical clawed frog), 2480 nucleotides long. Its product is annotated as oocyte zinc finger protein XlCOF7.1. The transcript has 5 exons. The record is from RefSeq and is a predicted model, not a curated record. Lineage: Eukaryota; Metazoa; Chordata; Amphibia; Anura; Pipidae. The coding region runs from base 134 to 1699 and encodes 521 amino acids. Gene Ontology annotation, cellular component: nucleus. Gene Ontology annotation, biological process: positive regulation of transcription by RNA polymerase II.